UUCUAGUGGAACAAACCAACACUUGGAACGCAGAGCUAUAGCAGAAGCUAGAAGAGUGUAGUACACACGUAGCGAUCGAGAAGAAAUAAUGGCACACACCGCCGCUCCGAUGUCGUCGCCCAAGGUUGGAGCCGGAAGCAUCGCCACCCCAUGGCAACAGCUCCAGGGUUCGGAGUCAUGGAAGGGGCUCCUGCCCUCGAGCGAGCACCCGGACUCGCUGGACGCCGACCUCCGUGCCUCCCUCAUCGCCUACGGCGAGCUCGCGGAGGCCGCCUACGACGGGCUCAACGCCGACGAGAGCUCGUGGGACGCUGGCUCGCCCCUUUACGGCCACGCCGGCCUGCUCGCCGCCUCCGGCGUGUCCCACCCGGAGCACUACCGCGUGACCAAGUUCCUGUACGCGACCUGCGAUCUGCGGGUGUGGCCGUGGAAGACGUCGAAGUCGACCAGGUCGGUAGGCAAGUCCAUGUUCGUGCGGCCAGCGCAGGUGGCGCGGGCGGGGCCGUGGUGGUGGGAGACCAACUGGAUCGGGUACGUGGCGGUGGCGACGGACGACGGCAUGAAGGCGCUGGGCCGGCGCGACAUCGUCGUGGCGUGGCGCGGCACCGUGCAGACGUCGGAGAAAUUGAAAGACGCCAUCUUCCCGUACGCGUCCGUGGCGGAGGGGCUGGACCUCUCGGCUGAGAACAAAUUCGCCGACGCAAAUGUGCACAGUGGCUUCUUGUCAGUGUACACCACAAACAACCCCCGUCGGAACUACCGCGAUUCGCAGAUUGACAUCGUUUUCGAUACCAGCCCCAGAGAUGAGGCGCUCAAGGAAGUGCGGAAUCUAGUGGAGGCGUACAAGAGCGAGGAGAUGAGCAUCACCGUCACUGGCCACAGCCUUGGCGCCUCACUCGCCACCCUCAAUGCCUUCGACAUAGUGGCCCACGGCAUCAACGUGCCGCCCGCUUCCUCCAAGCUGAUUCCGACUCUUCCGUGCCCUGUGACGGCGAUCCUGUUCGCGAGCCCGCGUGUCGGGGACGACGACCAUUUUAAGCACGUCUUUGCCUCCUUACCCCAGCUGCGGGCACUCCACGUGAAGAAUGAAAAUGACGGAGUGACAAGUCUCCCAACAGGGAACUUCUAUGAUGCGGCAACGGCUUCACUACUCAUCGACACCAAUAGGUCGCCCUACCUACGCCACGGAAAUCUAAAGACAGUCAGGUGGUACCACAACCUCCAGUGCUACCUGCACGGCUUAGCCGGAGACCAGGGUGCUGAAAAGCACUUCAAACUGGUGGUGGACCGCUGA
This is a messenger RNA of Lolium perenne, 1294 nucleotides long. RefSeq names its product phospholipase A1-II 7. The record is from RefSeq and is a predicted model, not a curated record. Gene Ontology annotation, molecular function: glycerophospholipid phospholipase A1 activity. NCBI's taxonomy places the organism in Eukaryota, Viridiplantae, Streptophyta, Magnoliopsida, Poales, Poaceae. Gene Ontology annotation, biological process: lipid metabolic process.